UCCACGUAUGUCUGCUGUGAGUGAACUGAAGGGGACGCCAUCUUCGUCAGUCCACCUUAAGCGCACAAUGUGGCCAACGCAUGCGCACAUCGAGGCUUCCGUUCUUCAUUCUCCGCUCUGCCGGGCUCGCUCUCUGCUCGCACUGGGUCCAUAUAGGAGAGCGUCUAACAGCGUCACUUCAGAAACAACAAGAGAGAAAAGACGCACUCGGCCAAACCCAAACUCAACCGCCGGGAAAACAACAAACAAUGUCCGAACCCAAGUACCGGGACUGGAUCCUCGAGACAAUCGACUCUCUGCGCUCCCGGAAAGCCCGACCGGACCUUGAGAGAAUAUGUCGUAUGGUCCGGAGAAGACACGGCUCGGAUCCAGACAGAACCCGGGAGGAACUGGAGAAACUGAUCCAAGAGCAAACAGUGCUCAAAGUUAGCUAUAAGGGCUCCAUAUCCUACAGGAAUGCGGCGAAGGUGCAGAGAAAGAGUCGAAAGAAGAGUGACUUCACGCCGAGUAGCGGCGGCGGUAGCGGUGGUGGGAGCGAGGCGGAGGGAGAGCAAGCCAAACACGCCAGUUUGAACAACAACGGGGACAGCGCGCACAGCUUUACCGACCUAGAGGAGGUGGAGAGCCAGGACCGAGAGGAUGACUCUGUCUCCGAGCCGAGCGAGUGCCCUGACCCCCGGCCAGAAACUCCGGGUAUCACCUCCGAGAAAAAACAAAAGCUUUUUCCACCGAAUAGCGGAAACGGCCCUGGCUGCUGCCCAGGUUGUGGCGAAAUGGGCUGUGCUGCCGGGAGAGGCUGCAGUGGGAAAGCAAGUGCGUCAAAAGACAAGAGAUUAGGAGAAAGAGGAGGAGGGGGGCAGGAUGGGGGUAGCAGCAGCAGCCCUUUGGCCGGCAACCACGACACAAAACCGGGCCACGAUGGGAGCGGUGCUCCGAGCAAAGCAAAGGGGGUCUGGGGUGGAGGGGGAGUGGAGACUGGGCAGGAGGGCAGCAGUAGCAGCGUUGGUGUUGCUGCUGAAACGGAAAAUACAAUUUGCCAGGGGAGCGCCAGUUCUAGUUCCAGCAGCAACAGCCAUCUCCUGCGGCCGAAACAGCUUCAGCCAGCAUCCCCACCUGUCAAACCCAAACUCCGGGCCGGCCGAGGUGAGGGGAACCCGGGGGUGGGGGGCAGCGGGCAAACCAGCUCGGAUCUGGGCGACAGACUGAUCGCCUCCGUCCGCAGACUAGCCGAGCAGAACCGAGCCUCCGCGUUAAGAGGGGAGACCCGCGGGGGCCACAAGCCGCUGGGACUGAAGGAGAUCCUGGGUUACCUGACCAGCCAAGACGGCCUCUCAUCUGAGGGUAAGCUGACCCGCAACAGAGUCAAGGUGGUUCUGGAGAGAGAGGUGGCGAGAGGUCGGCUGCGGAGGACCCGGUGUGGGAACAUCACUCUUCCGGUGAGGGGAGUGGAGGCAGCGCCAGUCCCAGCAAAGCCCCACGGCCCCGCUAACAGACUGCUAAAGAGCGCACUGCAGGAUAAGCACAUUGGGAAAAAGGAGGUGAAAGAGGAGGAGCCAAUGGAGACAGAGAGUGGAGAGGAGGAGGAGGAGGAGGAUGAAGAGGAGAAGGGAACAGGGGAUGCUGAGGAUGGGGGACAGAGUGACACCCAAACCUCAGGGGGUGAGGAGGGUUCUAAGGGGGUGACUUGCCCUGCCCCGGUUCCCAUGGAAACGGAACCGGGGAAUGGUGAUGACAUCACUGGAGGUUCCGAGGGACAGGCGGGGGUGAAGCAGGAGGACAAUCAACCUGAACACACAACCAAUACUGUCUCUGCAGACCAGAUACACACAGACACACAGGAUCAGAAUGUGGUACAGUCAGAGAGAAUGAGCCACACUUCCUCUGUCCACAACCAUAACUGUUCAGCCUGUAAGACAGAGGUGGGCGUGUCCUCCUGUCUCCUCACCCCAACCGCCUCACCUAGAGACUCUGGUCUGGCAGAGGAGAGAGGGAUGAAUGGAGGAGUGUUUGUGAAGUCUGAGCUGGGCAGGCUAAACCCAGUGAACUGGACAGUGUCUGACGUGGUCAGUUAUUUCACGUCAGCAGGGUUUCCAGAACAGGCCUUAGCCUUCAGGACUCAGGAGAUAGAUGGGAAGUCCCUCCUCCUGAUGCAGCGUAAUGAUGUGCUUACAGGCCUGUCAAUCAGGCUAGGCCCCGCCCUGAAGAUCUAUGAGCGCCACGUGAAGGUUCUGCAGAGAACACACUUUGAAGAGGACGACUGAUGGCUUUACCUGGAGACACAAACACACACACUCCUCCUCUUUCAGCUUUAACGAACAAACAUUCCAACUCCCCAAACUCAGACCCUGACCCCUGAACUCUAAACUGACCAACCCUCUCCAGGCCCCAACUCCCCUCUCCUCUUUCAUCCAGCUCUCCUCUCACAUCCCCCUCUCCUGGACUCGACUCUUGGGGAGAGAACAGAGGGAGAGAGAGAAGAAUCCUUGGAAUUUAUACCUGAUGAUGUUUUGAUGGACAGACCACCAAACAGAGACUAAGAAGAAAUAAAGAAAUAGGGAAAGAGAAGGAGAGAAAAGACAAGAGAAGGAGAGAAAAUACGUUCCCCUGUUGCUAUUGAAUGUGUUUAACAGGCUUUGGACUGGUAUGUGUUUAUUUGAGGUUCAGUUCUGCUUUGACCCUUGAACCUUUGAAGGACAUCGGCCGCAGCUUAGACUCCUGAACAAUCAAUCAACCACCUGAUCAAUGGCUGUCAGUGAAACAUUGGCUACAUUCCACUUCUCUCAAAGUGUGCACUCGUACACUCCCCCUCAUGGAUUUAAAGGGAAUGGAAUGGUUAGGGAAUAUGGUGGCCAUUUGUUUCCACCUGGCUGAAGGGACCUUCCUCACUCAGAUCACAAAUCUAGGAUCAGUUUAUCCUCCCCAUAUCAUAUCCUUAUCCAUUGGGGUUGGACACGCAAAACUGAUCUUAGAUCAGUGUCUAAAGACAACUACAAAACUGGUAUUUUAAUUUUUUCCUUUGAUUGUUCCUUUUGAUUGUUUAAGGAAAACAUCAUCCUACGCUGAGGCUGUGUCCCAAAUAGCACCCUGUUCCCUUUAUAGUGCACUACUUUUGACCAGGGCCUAUAGGGCUCAGUGCACUUCCCUGGUCAAAAGAAGUGCACUAGGGAAUAGGGUGCAUUUGGGACAGAGACUGAGUCAUUUGGGUCUCCUGCUAGGAUGCAGGGCAGUGUUCAGGAGUGCCGACAGUGAGCAUCACCUGCGUAACCUCACAGACAAGGGAAGACAGUGUUCAACGUGCUUGUCAACACCCUUUGGUCCGACAGAAAACAACAUUGAUUCAAACCAUUAUGCAACCUCUCUGUCGGAGUUAGAGGCUUGUGAUGAUGAUGACAUUGGAACGCUUUGUAACCUCCGGACUAAACUGUUGACGUUGUUGUUGUUGUUGUUGUUGUUGUGUUUAGCAGGUACUAUGUUGUGGUUUUGUGACAGACACUGUCUAUGGGUUAUUCAGAACAAACAGUGGACCACUAAGAAGGAUGGAUGGAUGGAUAGAGGGAGAGAGAGAGCAAGAAUGACAUGGGACCAGAAGAGGACAGGUUUUUUGUUUGUGAUUUUUGUGUGAAAUGUAAAGGAUACAUUUUAUACAAAAGUGAAGCCGCUCCAAAUAACCAAAACCCCUUGUCCCCUGAGCCUGAGGCCUCCCCAUCCCAGACACAUCCACACCUCCACCCCUGCCCAGCUCCUACCCUCGCUUUACCUAUCCUAACCUAUUCAGAACAGGACUGCUUGAAAAAAUAAUAGGAGAAAUGUGAUGACUAAGACGCCAGCGAACUGGGGACAAAACAGCCUCAAUUCGUUGGGGCAUGGACUCUACAAGGUGUAGAAAGUGUUCCACAGGGAUGCUGGCCCAU
Molecule: messenger RNA, 3911 nt
Organism: Coregonus clupeaformis (lake whitefish)
Lineage: Eukaryota; Metazoa; Chordata; Actinopteri; Salmoniformes; Salmonidae
Gene: samd1b
Product: sterile alpha motif domain containing 1b
Exons: 6
Coding region: 249-2261 (670 amino acids)
Molecular function (GO): DNA binding; protein binding
Source: RefSeq, a predicted model, not a curated record